This is a messenger RNA of Heterobasidion irregulare TC 32-1, 1059 nucleotides long. RefSeq lists its product as uncharacterized. The transcript has 2 exons. The record is from RefSeq and is a predicted model, not a curated record. The annotation marks the transcript as partial. NCBI's taxonomy places the organism in Eukaryota, Fungi, Basidiomycota, Agaricomycetes, Russulales, Bondarzewiaceae.
GUAACACUUUGUCUUGCGUGUUCCUCGUCUCUCCUGCCACGCUUUCUUAAACCGAAAUCAACGAGUCCGAACCCACUCGCUCCUAUCCAAUCAGGACUACAGUUCAGCCCGGAUGUCUUCCUCACUCGAUGUUGUGGCCGACCCAUCUGCCCGGAUUGCCUGUCGAAUACCCCUCACCUUGCGCGGUACGAUCCUUGCCUAGCUUGUUUAGGAGGCGUAAGCGCUGUCGCUGCACGGAACAACAGACGUGUUCAACUGAAGACAGUGAACAAUGGCACAGAGACGAUGAAUGUGGCUGGUGCCUUAAGGGACCAAGAUGUUUUUGCCAUCGGAGAAGACGACCUUUCGGAGAACGACGACAUUGGCGAUGGACCAGAAAAUCGCUGUAUGGAGACAAGUGAUGGUGCUACCCCUCCUCCAGUGUAUUCAUCUUAUCCUGAGCUUUCAGGCGGAGAGUCGCCCUCGCGGACAAUCACUAGUGACUCAACACCCCCUACUCACCAGGAAUACGUCCAUGCUCCGGAUUUAAAGGGAAGCUCUGCACCCUCCAGAUAUUAUAUCAAACCUAGCGACACGCUGAUGGGUAUCGCCCUUCGUCACGGCGUCGAUGGUCGAAAUCUCUGUAGACUAAACAAUCUUCCCACAAGCACUUUGAACACGACCCCUCACCUCUUGCACACGCGUACAUUUCUCACCCUUCCACCUGCGGACAAGCUUCGUACGCCGAUCCUCUCGCCUCUCUCUUCACGCUCAUUCGACGCUGAAGACGAAGCACAACGAGCUAAAACUCGAGCAAUCGAACGUGCGCAGAAGCGUUUCCAAUUUGUUACGAAGGAGGUGGACUGGCGCGUUGCGAGAGCAUACAUCGCGCUCGAGGAUAACGAUGAGUCUGCGGACAAUGGAAACAUGAAGGAGUGGGUGAAAAGGGAGAAGAGAAGUGCAUUCGAAGGAUCCGAUGCCACUGCAGUCAGUGUAGAAAACCGCGCAGUAGAUCGGUAUCUAGAUGACGAUGAGUGGGAGAGGGAGGAAGGGAAGAACAUGAAGAUAGAGCCUAUUCCA